UACUGCGCGUUGUGAGGUUAUAGACCUCAGCCGGGAAGAAGAGCUUGAUGGCUCCCUGGAUCUCAUCUGUUAUGUGCAACUUUCAGCUUUCAGCUUUCAGCAUUAGUAUUUCCAAGUUUAUGUACUGUCUAUCCUUAGUUUGAGUCCGGGCUUCAUAGUUCCGAGCAAGCAGCUCGAGCUAGACUCUUUGAAACGUCGUUUGUAGAGACUUGGGAAGACGCUGUCCGCCAAAAGAGGAAUCAUCCGGCUAGGACGGAAGAAUAGCCUGUCUCUGACGGACCCAGCUUCAAGCAUUACAGCAGAGCACCAUGAAGGAGGAACCGAUUCCAGUCCCUGUGGGAGCAGAGAUGAGAGAGCCCCCACAGAUCAAAGAAGAGAAUGUGGAUGUGUGUGUUAGUCCAGACACAGAGGUAGAUCAUUCCAGCAGUGCUGUGGUCAAACUUCCUAAAUCAGAGCCGACCAGUGACAGUGAGCAGUCCCCCGACCCCCCGGCUGCUAAUGAGGGUGUAAACCAAUGCAUGGAUGAUGAUGAAUGGGAUGAAGAUGAUGGAUCAUCGCCUGGUCCUAGUGUUGAUGUGAUUGUGAAUCUGGAACAGCCUGCAAGGGAUGAAAAAAAGUGUCGGUUUUGUGGUAAAAAUUUUAGGAAAGACGCCUGUCUUAUUUGGCAUGUAAAGAGGAGUCACAGCGGAAAGAAAGCCUUUAGAUGUCUGAAGUGCAACAAUGUUUUUGAGCAAAGGGGACACCUAGUGCAGCAUACGAAAAAACACAUCGAAAGAAAACCCUUCAAGUGUGCUUUUUGUGACAGAAUAUUUGCACAGAACUCAAGUUGUAUUGUUCACAUGCGAGUGCACACUGGAGAAAAACCCUAUUUCUGUAACAACUGUGGCAAAAGUUUUGCCAUAAGCAAACAUUUAAAACUGUGCAAAUUGCAGAAUAAAGCCAAGGUCCCUCCAAAAAAUGGGGACACAGAGGAGAAUGCCACAGAAGACAAACGCCUCAGUUGCUUUGGAUGCGAAAAAAAGUUCAGAUAUAACUACCAACUUAUUCAGCAUUCCAGAAUUCACACGGGGGAAAAACCUUUCAGUUGUAACGUUUGUGGUAAAACCUUCACUCAACGCUCCAGUCUUAAUGUUCACCAGAGGGUGCACACUGGAGAGAAACCAUACUUUUGUAAGAAUUGUGGCAUAAGUUUUUCAAGUAAGGAGCAUCUUAAGUUCUGCUCAAGCAAAAGCAAGGAGAAGUCCUUCCGCUGCGAAAAAUGUGGCAAAACCUUUUUCACAAACUCCGAGCUGGAGGUGCACUUUGAGGUUCAUGCGGCAUGGAAAACACACAUGAAUAAGAAACAGCAAGAACCUGAACUAGAAGAGACAAAACCCACAAGCAUGUAAAAGAAGUUGGAGUUUGUGAAACCAAAUUUGUUUUUAAAUAUGGUUGAUAUGAUAUGCAUCUAGCAUUGAAUCAUAGUGUGUCCAAACUAUGUGAAUGAGUGCCAAGAAGAGAGGGCAAAGAGCAAGUGUUUGCUUUACAGGUAGCUUUAAAGCAAAGACCCUACAGCAGCUAAUUUGCUUUCUUUCCUUUUUUUUUUAGUUCUACUUUUAAAAAGGUUAUAUAUUUUGUUGUUUGUCAAAUGUUUCAUAUUUGUAUGCUCAAAAACACACCAGAAAUAAGGACAUUAAUGCAGCAAAACAAUGUGAUAAGUUUUAUAUACAUUUUUUCAAUAAAAUACUCAAUCAGCUUUAUUUUGCA
This is a messenger RNA of Notolabrus celidotus (New Zealand spotty), 1746 nucleotides long. RefSeq names its product gastrula zinc finger protein XlCGF17.1-like. Bases 309 to 1388 code for a protein of 359 amino acids. NCBI's taxonomy places the organism in Eukaryota, Metazoa, Chordata, Actinopteri, Labriformes, Labridae. The record is from RefSeq and is a predicted model, not a curated record. The transcript has 2 exons.